CUAAAUUUGUCCUAAAUGUAUUCACGACGUACACGUUUUAAAUAAAAUCUGACGUGUCCACUGUCGAUUUCAGAUUUCUUCCUGUUUAUUCGCUAGCCGAUCUCUCAGCUUCUAAGCUUCUCUUCCUUUCCCUCACUUUUCUUCUUCAACAAUUUUCAUUUCAAAUACACACAAGGAGAGAGAUUCACAAAAAUAUACAUACGCACACAUAUAUAUACAUAUAUAUAUAUAUAUAUAUAUAUAUACGCACAUAUAUUGUAUAUAUAUAAAUUAUACAUAUAUAGAUAGGUUUUUUGGAAUUGAAAAAUAAGCGGCAAUGGCACUGCUAAGGAAAUUGUUUUAUAGGAAGCCGCCUGAUGGACUAUUGGAGAUCUGCGAGAGAGUUUACGUGUUUGAUUGCUGUUUCACCACUGAUGUUUGGGAGGAAGAAAAUUACAAAGGCUAUGUAGGAGGUGUGAUUAGUCAACUUCGGGAUCAUUACCCUGACGUUUCAAUAUUGGUUUUUAAUUUUCGUGAAGGGGAAUCACAGAGCCCAAUGGCAAAUACUCUGUCUGAGUAUGAUCUGACAAUAAUGGACUACCCUCGGCACUAUGAGGGUUGUCCCUUGCUUUCAAUGGAGGUGAUACACCAUUUUCUAAGAUCCAGUGAAAGUUGGCUCUCACUUGGGCAGCAAAACGUGCUUUUAAUGCAUUGUGAACGGGGUGGUUGGCCAGUUUUGGCAUUUAUGUUGGCUGCAUUAUUGAUAUACAGGAAACAUUACACUGGAGAGCAGAAGACUUUAGACAUGAUUUAUAAGCAGGCUCCUCGUGAGCUUUUGUACUUGCUGCAGCCACUGAAUCCAAUUCCUUCUCAGCUAAGAUACCUACAGUAUGUAGCGAGGAGGAAUGUGAACAUGCAGUGGCCUCCACUGGAUAGAGCACUCACUUUGGAUUGCAUCAUUAUUAGGGCGAUACCUAAUUUUGAUGGCGAGGGUGGUUGCCGGCCUAUAUUUCGUAUCUAUGGACAGGAUCCAUUUCUAGUUUCUGAUCGAUCGCCAAAAAUUUUGUUCUCAACUCCAAAGAAAAAUAAAGUUGUCCGUCACUACAAGCAGGCAGAAUGUGAAUUAGUUAAGAUUGAUAUCAAUUGCCAUAUUCAAGGAGAUGUUGUAUUGGAAUGUAUUUGUUUGCACGAUGACCUGGAGCGGGAACAGAUGAUGUUUAGGACCAUGUUUAAUACAGCUUUUGUUAGGUCAAACAUCUUGAUACUUAAUCGUGAUGAACUUGAUACUUUAUGGGAUGCUAAAGAUCAAUUUCCAAAAGACUUCAGAGCAGAGGUUCUUUUCUCAGAGAUGGACACUGCUGCUUCUGUUCUUCCUGCAGAUUUGUCCUGUUUUGAGGAGAAGGAUGGCCUACCAGUGGAGGCAUUUGCCAAAGUUCAGGAGAUCUUUAACAGUGUAGAUUGGGUAAGUCCGAAGGGAGCUGCUGCUCGUAAUGUUAUCCAACAAAUAACCACAUCAGGUCUGAUCCAGGAAAAGUUGGAAUCUACUCCUCCACAGUCUGUAGACACUGGCAUGCUCGUCGAUCAAGCAACUUUGGAGAAGCCUGGAGAGAGGAAGGGACCUGCACCACCGGACAAUACUGCUAAGGGCUCGUCACCAUUUAUGUUGGAGCAGCAGUCGGUGUCAUCCAUCAAAUUAUCCUCCAAAGUACACCAAAGUGACCAACAGAAAGAUGAAUCUCAAUUUAUUGGGACCAAAAGUGAGAUGAAGGUGUCAAAAUUGCAGCCAUCAAUCCCUCUUUUAAAACCUUCUCCUCCUGACCUUAGUACAGAAUCUAGUGCUUCUUCUGUGUCAUCACAACCAUCUCCACGUGUUCUGCCAACGUCAGAACGUCCUACACUUAUAAAAGAGUUGGAUCCUCAUAUACCAGAAUGUGGUAAGCUGAAUACCUUUCCUACCCUACCUGAAACCAAGACUCCGCCGUUUAAGACCAGUAUUCCAACUCCACCUCCAUCCUCACCCUUACCUGGAAAGGAUCAGGGUGUUAGUACUGGACUAUCUCUAUCUCCACUUACUCCUCCCGUGAAAGAUAAAAUAGUCACUGCCACUGUACCUUUUGCCCAGGCUACUCCACCCAGAACCCAAGGCCCUCUAAUUGAAUCCUCCAAGGAUGAAAGACCUACUAUGUCUCAACCUGAUACAUCUCUACUUCCUCUAACAGCGCAGCAGCCAGCUGAUGAAGCUGCUAAAAGGGAAUCUGCUCCACCUCCUCAUUGUACUGGAUUAUCUCUAUCUCCUCCAUCAGUGGCACCAGCACCGCACACUCCUCCCGUGAAGGAUAAAUUAGUCACAGGAAUUGUACCUUCUGCAUCCCAAGCUACUCCACCCAGAGGUCCUCCAAUUGUAUCAUUGAAGGAUGACAGACCUACUAUGCCUCAACCUGAUACAUCUCUACUUCCUGUAACAACACAGCGGCCAGCUGAUGAAGCUGCUAAAAGGGAACCUAUUCCACCUCCUCAUCCUUCUGGAAGUUGUCCUCCAUCCCUAGCUCCUUCUCCUAGUUCCUCUUCUCCAUCAGCUGCCGUUCCCUUUGUCAAACCUGUAGAACAAACAGUCAUCCAUAGGAGUAAAGUUUCACAGCCGCCACCACCACCGCCACCUCUACAACAUUCAACCCCUCUAUUGAAUGAUAAUGUUGCUUCUGUUGGUGGAUCACCUCUACCACCUGCUCCUCCUACCCCACCUUUGAAGGAACAUUCAGCUUUCAGAGGUGUUCCAUCACCUCCACCACCGCCUUCUCCUCGAGAUCCAUGCCCGUUACUUGUCACCCCAGUAUUGAACAAGAAUUCUGCCUGUACCAGUGGGCUGCUUGAACUAGUUCCAACUUUGAAGGAAAGUUUAGCUUUUAGAGAUAAGCCACUACCACCUCCACCUCCACCUCCACCUCCACCUACAACUCCAUGCCAAUUGACUACAACCCCAAUAUUAAACGCAAAUUCUGGCUCUAUUACUGGACCGCCUCCGCCUCCACCUCCACCUACGCCACCUUUGAAGGAAAAAGUAGUUUUCAGUGGUGGAGUGCCACCACCCCCAUGCCAGUUGACUACAACCCCAAUAUUGAACGCAAAUUCUGCCUCUAUUGGUGGAUCGCCUCAACCUCCACCUCCACCCACUCCACCUUUGAAGGAAAAAGUUGUUUCCCAAAGUGGAGUACGACCACCUCCCCCUCCACCUCUUCCUGGGCAACCUAUGAAGGAGAGCUCCUCGUUUAGUGGUGGACCCUCUCCACCACCACCCCCUCCGUUGCCUGCUGCAGCUUCUAAGCCUGCGAAUAUAUCUGCAGUGCCUCCUCCUCCUCCUCCUCCUGCAUUGGGUUCUCCACAGAAUGUUCCUUCCGCUCCCCCUCCUCCAGUCCCUUCUCUUAAGGCAGAUCUAAAACCAGGUUCUGGUCUGACACAGUCAGCAUCAAAAUGUAGUAAUCUCCCUUCUUCUCCAUCUCCGCCCCCACCUUCUGCUCCUCCGCCUGGACUAAAGGGCCGAGGACCAUUAUCUCGUACCAUGAAUUCAAGAAGCCAGUCAUCGAAGAAACUGAAGCCAUUACAUUGGUUAAAGAUAUCUAGAGCAGUCUCAGGAAGCUUGUGGGCGGAGGCUCAAAAAUGUAGUGAUGCUCCCAAGGCACCAGAGAUUGAUAUAUCAGAGCUUGAAUCUCUGUUUUCAGCUGCAGUUCCAACUUCAGGACAAGGUGGUUCAGGAGGGAAAAGGAAUUCGAGGACCUCAAUGGGGCAGAAGCCAGAGAAAGUGCAGCUGGUUGAUCAUAGACGAGCUUAUAAUUGUGAAAUCAUGCUUUCUAAGGUGAAAAUACCACUGCAUGACAUGCUGAGCUCAGUGCUUGCACUGGAAGAUUCAGCAUUAGAUGUGGAUCAGGUGGAGAAUCUGAUUAAGUUUUGCCCGACUAAGGAGGAGAUGGAAACUCUGAAGGGUUAUAAAGGAGAGAAGGAGAAGUUGGGUCGAUGCGAACAGUUCAUGUUAGAGUUGAUGCAAGUACCACGAAUAGAGUCCAAGCUGCGAGUUUUUUCGUUUAAGAUUCAGUUUGAAUCUCAGGUUUCUGAGCUAAGGAAGAGUCUGAAUAUUGUGAAUUCGGCAGCUGAUCAGAUCAAAGGUUCAUCAAAAUUGAAAAGGAUUAUGCAGACAAUUCUCUCUCUCGGGAAUGCUUUGAACCAGGGAACCGCCAGAGGUUGGGUUAACAAUCUCUUUCCGUUCAAGCAUUUAUCUUGCUAUUGAUUUCUUCACUGUUACCUCUU
Nicotiana tabacum (common tobacco) is the source of this 4278-nucleotide messenger RNA. Lineage: Eukaryota; Viridiplantae; Streptophyta; Magnoliopsida; Solanales; Solanaceae. The record is from RefSeq and is a predicted model, not a curated record.